Messenger RNA from Aptenodytes forsteri (emperor penguin), 664 nucleotides. RefSeq names its product BCL2 interacting protein 1 (gene BNIP1). Gene Ontology annotation, molecular function: SNAP receptor activity. The transcript is spliced from 5 exons. Lineage: Eukaryota; Metazoa; Chordata; Aves; Sphenisciformes; Spheniscidae. Gene Ontology annotation, cellular component: SNARE complex; endoplasmic reticulum. The record is from RefSeq and is a predicted model, not a curated record. Gene Ontology annotation, biological process: retrograde vesicle-mediated transport, Golgi to endoplasmic reticulum. Bases 45 to 458 code for a protein of 137 amino acids.
UCAGAUUUUCGUGUUUCUGCUUUCCGUCAAAGGAGCUCGAACAGAUGGCGAAGGAGCAAGAUAAAGAGUCGGAGAAACAAGCCUUGCUGCGGGAAGUGGAAAACCAUAAGAAACAAAUGCUCAGCAAUCAGACAGCUUGGAGAAAGGCAAAUCUAGCUUGCAAAAUUGCUAUUGACAACUCUGAGAAAGAUCAACUGCUGCAGGGAAGAGACUCCUUAAGACAAAGGAAGACUACAAAGGAAAGUCUGGCAGAGAGUGCGGGUAACAUCACGGAGAGUCUGAUGGGCAUUAGCAGGAUGAUGUCACAGCAAGUCCAGCAGAGUGAGGAGACCGUGCAAACCCUAGUGAAACUUUUCUGUACAAGGAUGAAGUUGCUGUCCCGUCCUCAGAACCUCUGGUGGCACUCCCUCGUUUUGAUACAUAGUGAGAUAAGUGCUGGUGGAAUGUGCUGGAUGUGAACAGACCGGUCACAGGCGAGGUGCUGCUGCAGCGUGAGCAGUUCCAACCUUCUCCUUUUGAGUCUCCUCCUCCUCAUGUUCCUCAGACUUUUUUCUGAAGAACCCUGUUUGGGGCUAUCUGUUGCCCAUUCAGGCUCUCUUCCCUCCACUGAAACUGGUAAAAGGCUCUCCAGUUAUUUCUGAUUAAAGUCCUGGGGUUUUGACCA